Messenger RNA from Stegastes partitus (bicolor damselfish), 5259 nucleotides. RefSeq names its product amine oxidase copper containing 2 (gene aoc2). The transcript has 5 exons. The coding region runs from base 57 to 2336 and encodes 759 amino acids. NCBI's taxonomy places the organism in Eukaryota, Metazoa, Chordata, Actinopteri, Pomacentridae. Gene Ontology annotation, molecular function: copper ion binding; quinone binding; primary methylamine oxidase activity. The record is from RefSeq and is a predicted model, not a curated record. Gene Ontology annotation, cellular component: plasma membrane. Gene Ontology annotation, biological process: amine metabolic process.
GUUCCCUCCUCCUCAGAGCUCAUUCCUCCGCUCUCCUUUCUCCAGACCUGUGCGUAAUGGUAGAACGGAGGAUGAACUCUCUGGUAAAAUGGACGCUCAUCCUUUUCGUCCUCAUCUCCAUCAUUCUAAACAUCGUCCUGAUCGGCAUCUACUCCAGCAGGGCGCCCAAAUGUUCCGCUGCGCGGGUCCACAAGCUGCGGGGCGAGCACGACGAGCGCAGCCUCGUUUUCGCUGAUCUCACCCGGGAAGAGUACUGGCAGGUUCAGCAGUACAUGCUCAAGCAGAAAGACUUGGACAUCUCCACCAGGCAGCUCACCAAGCCAUCUGAAAACUUCUUAUUCCUCAUAGACCUGCAUCUGCCAAAGAAAGCUGACGUUUUGAAUUACUUGGACGCGAAAGGUGCCAAGCCAGCGAGAGAGGCGACGGUGGUGGUCUUCUACGGCGCCAAAGGUUACGUCAGGGAGUAUGUAGUGGGGCCUCUUCCCAACCCGACAUACCACCACGAUGUCACCAAACAGAGGUACAACGCGGACCUGCCCAUCACUGCGCGUUUGGUCACCAUCGGGGAAUACGCGCUGUUGUUUGAGCUUUUUGAGACCAAAGUUUUCUCCAAGCUUCAGAAAAUCUUAAAAGAGAGCUUCGGUGUGAAUGAGAAAAGGACACUGAACGCCUUCGAGCAGAUGCCCCGCGGAGUCCGAUCCGGGGACAGGAAGACGUGGAUCUCCUUCUUCAGGGACAUGGACGGCAUGUACAUCCACCUGGUGGGCUUCGAGGUGCUCAUCAACCACCAGCACCUGAACGCGUCUCUGUGGACAGUGGACAGACUGAUGUAUAACGGCAAAUACUACAACUCUGUAGAAGAACUUCAACAAGCAUAUGAUACCAGCUCUGUUAACAAAAUAGUUUACAAGGAGACACCUGAUUAUGGCUCUCUGAAACCCCGAACCAAGCCUCUGCAGAUCGGCCCGCAGCAGUAUUACGCAGAGGGGAAGCGCUACAGCGUCCAGAACAACCACGUCCUCUACCUGGACUGGAGCUUCGCCUUUGGACUGAGCGCCCUCACGGGCAUGAGGGUGUUUGAUGUGCGCUUCAAGGGUGAGAGGGUCGCCUACGAGCUGAGCGUGCAGGAGGCCAUGUCCAUGUACGGUUCAGCAACACUGGGGAUGAUUAUCACCAAGUUUCUGGACUCCAGCAUCGGGAUCGGGCGCUUCGCACACGAGCUGACCCGUGGCGUGGAUUGCCUCGACAAGGCCACGUAUGUAGACACGUACCGCUACUCCGACAUCCCAGCCCCCAGGUUUCAGAAUUCAAUCUGCAUCUUUGAGCACAACAUGGGUCAGCCCCUGCGCAGGCACUUCGCGGACUUCUUCCACCACAGUUACGGAGGGAUGGUGAACAGCGCCUUGGUGUUCAGGACCGUCACAGCCAUCGGGAACUACGACUACUUGUGGGACUUCAUCUUCUAUCAGUCCGGAUCGGUGGAGGCCAAAGUGCACGCCACCGGCUACAUCACCUCCUCCUACCUGGUGGCAGGCAGUCUGAAACACGGACAUCAGGUGGCAGAGAAUGUCCUGGGCAACAUCCACACUCACUUCAUCAGCUUCAAGGUGGACCUGGACGUGGCUGGUGUGAAGAACAUGUUCCAGACCAAAGACAUGGAGUACGUCAACACGUCGCUGCCGUGGAUGCCUGAACACUUCUCCAUGGUGCCUCAGCUGGUGGAGAAGCAGCUCAAAACAGAACAGGAAGCCGCCCUGCGCUACGGCACCAAGAUCCCUCGCUACCUCCACAUCGCCAGCAAGGCAACCAACCGCUGGAAACACAACCGCUCCUACAGGCUGCAGGUGUACAGCUUCAGCGGGGAUCACCUGCCAGAGUCCGAGGCUGAGGAGAGGUCCAUGUCCUGGGCCAGGUAUAAGGUGGCCAUCACCAAGCACAAGGACUCAGAGCAGACCAGCAGCAGUCUGUACAACCAGAACGACAUGUGGACGCCGGCUGUCGACUUCAGCAAGUACAUUGAGGACAAUGAGAGCAUUGAAAACGAGGACCUGGUUGCCUGGGUGACCGCCGGUUUCCUCCACAUCCCCCAUGCCGAGGACAUCCCCAACACGGUGACCGUGGGCAACGGGGGCGGCGUCCUGCUGAGGCCCCACAACUUCUUCAACGAGGACCCGUCCAUCCACUCGGCCGACAGCGCGUUCUUCCGGCCGGGGAGCGAGGACAGCUGUGAGAACAACCGGAUGGCCUGCUUGGCUCAGGAGACCUGCAGCCCCGUCCUGGAGCCCUUCACCUUCCACGGCUUCCAGGGAGUCCUGAAGUUUGAGGACUGGGUCUGAUUUAUUCCCCACUGCCGGGUAGCAGCUUUCAAAGCGGUGAUGAACUCAGAUGUGCUCGGGCUUAUUUACCAAUCUGUCAAGAUGCUUGUGUCACUGUGUUUGUAGAGGCAGCUGGGAGGCACAGGAGUCUGAAAGCUGCACCGGGGGCAGUUUGCUUCAUAGUCAAGAGUGAGAUGAGAAAAUCGAUUUCAUUUUCAUAUCCGAGUGGUAAAAUCCAACUGAAAUCAGCGUUAGUCUGCCAGUAACAGAGAACAGGAAACCAUCCAGGCCUCUGCUCAGUGGGAUCCUUUAUACAGCUGGAAGGUCUGAGGAGGAGCAGGCAUUUGCAGGUACACGUUCUGGUGCAGCUGAGAAGCUCAUUGGACAUGUAGGCCGCAGCCUGCCAUCAGCAGGUCACCUGUUGAAGUUUGGUGCAGGAUAGGACGAGUGUUUGUUCGGUGGAACACGGGUCUGUGGGUUCUUCAAGGCCUCGUGUCCGCAAACCAGCAAAAUCACGCCUGAUUGAAGUCUGAGGACCAACACUGCAGCACACAGGUGAUCUAUAGAGCAGGUAUGCAUUUCAGUUGGAGUUUACGUACAAAGCUGAGGUCACAACGUGGUUAGCCUAGCUUAGCAUAAAGACAUGAAGCUCUAGCAAACAGCUGUCCUGGCGCUGUCCAAAGUUUAAAACUACUGAAACUACUAAUGUGGGCCCAACACCAAUGAAGCCGUUUGUCAUUUUAGAGGGAAAUGACCUGUUUGUUGUGCAGCUCUGUGGGUUUCAUCUUCACAGUGAGGUGGCGAGUCUGUAGCCAGCGUCCCGUACUGUGGCACGCCAAGUCAAAAGUCCACUCAAAAAACAUGUCUGGACACCCCGAGUUGAACAAAUAAGUAAACAUCUGGAGCAGGAAAUGGCGUCACUGUGUACCUGGCUGACCCUAAAAACAACUGAAUCAGCUUUAGAUGUGCCGUUACUGUCAUGUUGAAGCAAGGCGGACAGUCGCCCCUGUAUCCGGUCUUUAUGCUAAGCUAAGCUAACCACGCCUUGAUCCCAGCGCUGUACUCGGACAUGAGAUUGGUGGUAAUCUUCUCCUCUCACUCUCACAAAGAAGCAAAGCAAAAAAACCAACAAUUCACCAAAAUGCAAAACUAGUCAUUCUGAAUCAUCAUGGGCUGUAACAGCAAAAACAAACUACACGAACAGCUCUCUGCAGAUGCUCCCACGCUGGUAAGGACAUGAACCUUCUGAGAGGCCAUGAGCUGAUGAAUAAACACCUGAAAGUGGAACGGCAGUAGUUUGACCUGCUGCUGCUGGUGCUUGUGCAGCUUCAGAAGUCCGUCCUUCGGAUCGUUACCUACUAAUCGUGCAGACUUUGCACUGCAGCUACUGACCGUUUUCCAAACAUGCUUUAUGCUUUUGUCUUCAUUAAUCUUACAAACAGACUGUAUACAAAAAACAUGAACGUAGCCUCCAAGUCUGAAAAGAAAAGCCAGCAUCCAAGUGCCUUAACCCUGCGUUCUUCCUAGCAGCCAGCAGGGGGCGCCUCCCCCGGCUGCAGAUUGUACAGAAUUCUGUGUGAAAAUGAUCCGAUUUGUCCCCUGAUUUGUUACCUCAGUAAACAUUUUUCUAUUCAACUCAAUUCAAUUUUAUUUGUAUAGCCCAUAUUUACAACAACAAGUCAUCUCAUAGCGCUUCACAAAGGCAGAGACACCCAACAAUCCAAAACAUCUGGAUUCCCUUUAAGCUUCAGCAGUUUCUAUUUUUACGGUUUAAUUACUACAUGUUUUGUAUUAAUUAUUACUACAGCACGAGGUUCAUUCUGUAAGUUCUGGGUGUAUUUAGAGCAGAAUAGAUGUUUCAGCGCAGGGCUAGCUUGUUCCUGACCACCGGCUGGUCUCUGAGCAGAUCCACCCUUCACUCCUUUCUUCUGGGUGAUGUGAUGGUCGCCACGUUCAUCUUUUAUAUACAGUUGAUGUUCACGACUGCAUCCAUUCAACAUACGCAGACUUGAAACACGCUUCAGGAAGCUAGCUCCACCCCAUGAAGCUACGUUGCUUUGGUUCUUGCCGAUCACACGCUGUUACGAGAUCCUCAUAAAUCUCCCUGUUGUGGUGCCGUUCACUUUAAUGAUGCCUCCGACCAGACAGCUCUCCAAAGCCUGAGCCUCUGAGUCCUGGUGUGAGGUUCCUGUCAGGAAGCCGGUCCUGAUGGACCCAGAUGCUGCCUGAGUGGUUGGUUCACUAUAAUCUGUCUAUAGGGACAGUUUGAGCUAUCGGUCAGUUACACGUAUAAAAACCAAGUCCUGUGUUGACGGUACUGGUUCAGAUAGGAGCGGACCGGUUCUGCCAGAUUUACAACCUCAGGCACCGGUUUCUUAUUUUUAAGUCAAUUUUCACAAAACUGAAAACGUGAAUUAGUCGUUGAAAUGUAAACACAAAGUUAGAGGGUCGCAACGUCUCUGGGGUUUAGCACUGAUACGUGGUUACGGGGUUACGGGGUUACACCUUCACACCUUCACACCUUCACACCUGUCCAGCUUCACACCUUCACACCUGUCCAGCUUCACACCUGUAGCCUGUCCAGCUUCACACCUGUAGCCUGUCCAGCUUCAGACGAUGCCACCACGUCACCUCCAGCUGUUGUUUAGCAUGAAGUCAUGUAUUGAUGUGGGACUGAGGAAGCUCUCUGGUCUCUGCGGGUUUCUUACCGAUGCAGCUCUGUGAUGCAGACACUACAAGCCGAUUCUGUUCAGUCAGCUGUGUGAUGAGUGCCCCGACAGAACCUGAGGGUUCUGUCCACAGCGGGUCGGUGAGGAUGUGGCUCCAGGCCCAGACUACUGACUGCUCUUUGACUCUGUCUGUGUAUUUUUCAGCAGUGCAACAUUGUGAGAAAUGUUUUUGUUGCUAUUUUCUCUCCAAAUAAAAGAAGACAUAGUUUGUGUAA